Messenger RNA from Lingula anatina, 3586 nucleotides. RefSeq names its product eukaryotic translation initiation factor 2-alpha kinase 3. NCBI's taxonomy places the organism in Eukaryota, Metazoa, Brachiopoda, Lingulata, Lingulida, Lingulidae. Gene Ontology annotation, cellular component: nucleus; cytoplasm. Gene Ontology annotation, biological process: eiF2alpha phosphorylation in response to endoplasmic reticulum stress. Gene Ontology annotation, molecular function: eukaryotic translation initiation factor 2alpha kinase activity; protein binding; ATP binding. The record is from RefSeq and is a predicted model, not a curated record.
AAAUGGCAUUAUUUCAGUCACCUGACAUGGUGAGGUAAACACUGAUUUCGUGAAGAUAGGUCUGGUGAAAGUGAUGUUUUGGCUAAGUUAGCGCCCUUACAGAUGAUUCAUUUAGAUUCUUAUGGGGAGGAAAAAGAACCGGGCGUCCGAUCUUCGAUGGUGUAGUUUGCUGGCGUCACUGGCAUUUUUGACUGCCGUCAACAGCAGUGAUAGCGUCGAAUUACCUGUGUGCUCGAAGCUUAGCUCUGGGAAAAGGUUUCUUAUGCUUGUAAGCACCCUAGAUGGCAGAAUCUCAGCACUAAAUGUUAAUGAACAUGGAAAGCCAGAAUGGGGUUUAAAUGCUGGACCAAAACCAUUGCUUUCUUCUAGUAUUAGCAAACUUGAGAUUCAAAGAGAUGGAAUCCCCAUCAAGCUAAUCCCUUCACUAGAUGGCAAGCUAUACCAGUUUGAUGGUGAAAGCAUUGAAUCUGUUCCAUUUAGUGCAGACUCCUUGCUCAGUUCUUCUUUCAAAUUAUCUGACAAUUCCAUGGUUGUAGGAGGGAAGGAAACUAGAACUUAUGGAAUUGAUGCAAAGACAGGGAAGGUUCGGUAUUUGUGUAGUCCAGCAGGAUGUGAGGUUUGUGGAGAAGAUGCUGUCACAGAAAAGGAUGAUAUCAUGGUUGUUAGAAGAAAUACACAAACAGUGCGGGCAGUGGACAGUAAAACGGGAUAUGAAAAAUGGAAUUUUAGUGUAGGUCAACAUGAGUUGGAGUUCUUGGAAGGUAUCCAGCCUGGUGUUUCUUCAUUAGAUGAAGAUGAUGAUGAUGAUGUCACAAUAACUACAUGCUCUGUUACAGGCGAAGAGAUUCCGGAUGUUGCAACAGAACGAGUAAAAAAUCCAGCACCAUCCUUUAUAGUUCUACCUAGUGGAUUGAUAGUGGCUGUCGACAAAGAUAAUCCUUCCAAUGUUUUAUGGCAACACAAGUUUGAAAGUCCCAUAGCCAGUGCUUGGACUCUUAGAGGCAAUCAUCUAGAACAAAUAGAUGUUUUGGAUGGUGACAGAAAUAGUCAAGACUUUCGAAUAUCAGACAAUAAGAUAGAUAUGGAACCACUACCACCUGCACCUGUGAUGUAUUUAGGCAUGCACCAGAACCAACUGUAUGUUCAGCCAUCUGUCAAAACUACAGUAUUUGGUACAUAUGGUCAAAACAUGCCAAAAUUGAGGUGGAGGCCUUUGAUUGCAACAUCCCCCUCAAGAACUCCUGUCAUAAACAUAAAUGAUGAGGCCAACACACCACUUCUGGAUUUCCAUGGAAGGGACCAAAAUGCGGAGACAGAAGUUCAGGCUGUUAGUGUUUGGCAUCAGGGAUAUCCAUAUGAUAAUGGAUAUUUCCUGUACAGUGAUGGGACCACAGCACCUAUGCCAGAUCCUCUUAAAAGGCAGCUGGAUUUUCUGAACCUAACCAAUUUAUCCAGCACAGGAGAAUAUGACGGCAGUUUUACAGUGUCAUUGUGGAACUGGUGGAAAGAGGUGGCAGCAAUUAGUAUUUUGACAGCAGUUUUAUUCCAUUUAUUCAUUACCAAGUAUGUAGUGAGAAGCAUAAUGUUGGAGAAUCUGAAAGAUGAACAGAUGAAUGAAAAACUGAAGAAAGAAGGCAGCAAAUCUUCUGGGUCUUUGCAAGAAAGUCUUGACAGACAAGACAGCAAUGAGAGUGUGGUUGGGGAUAAAGGACUUUCAACUACUCAGGGGCCAUUUGUCUCCAGGUUUUACUCUGACUUUGAUCAGCUGGCAUGUCUAGGGAAGGGUGGCUUUGGAGUUGUAUUUGAAACCAAAAAUAAAGUGGAUGAUAACCAUUAUGCCAUCAAGAGAAUAUCCUUGCCAAAUAGUACGGAUGCAAAGGAAAAGGUUAUGAGAGAAGUUAAAGCACUUGCCAAGCUAGAUCAUGGCGGUAUAGUCAGAUAUUUUCAAGCCUGGUUAGAAAGCCCACCUCCUGGCUGGCAAGAAGAGAGAGAUGUUGGGUUACUUGACAGUGACACCACUACUAUAUCUCAAACACCUUACAGUGGGACUUAUAAAAAAGACUUAUUGAAGACGUCUAGUCCAGUUGACUGCCCCAUUGGAAGCAGUAGAAGUCUAGGAUUUGUACCACAUAAGGAAGAUAUAGAUAAUGAUGAGAGUGGAUCCUUUAGUGUAGUUGGAACCCCACAUACAAUGCCACAUUUUCACACAAAGACUUCUGUAGACUUUGACUUAGACACAUCAGAUUCAGACUCUGAAAAUGACAUCCUGGACAACUUGGAGGCAGGAUUGCAGGAUGUACCUUUUCAAGUGUAUCAAGAAAAACAGCUGGAUGUUGAAAAUGUGGAUUUUGAUAAUUCGAAUGAUUCUCUUAACAUUGUUUUUGAGGAUUCUGGAUGUGAAGAAAAAAGCAACAGUGAUUCCGUUUUUUGUGCAGAGACUAGUAGCUGUGAUUACACAAACUCUGAAAGUGGACAGUUAAGAAAUGUAAUUGUAUCUAAAGAGUCACAUUCUCCAAUUUCUAGUUCAUUUACUCUGCAUUCUUCCAAACCAAGCAGAACUGAAAAAAGAAAGGAUUCUAGUCUUCCAAAAAUGUAUUUGUACAUACAGAUGCAGCUUUGCAAAAAGGAGACACUCAAGGACUGGCUAAAUUCCAACACGCUCAAUAGGAAUCACACUGAGCUGAUGCGCAUUUUUGUGCAAAUAGUUGAUGCAGUGGAGUAUGUUCAUGGCAUGGGACUGAUGCACAGAGAUCUCAAGCCCUCAAACAUUUUCUUUUCACUGGAUGGUACUAUCAAAGUAGGAGAUUUUGGUCUAGUCACAGCAAUGGCGGAAUACACAGAUACCCUAGUUGACAAUGAAGAAGAUGAACAAGGCAAACACACAAACCAAGUUGGGACUACUUUGUACAUGAGCCCAGAGCAGAUUGCUGGGAAAAGUUAUAGCCACAAAGUUGACAUUUAUGCCAUGGGUCUGAUUUUCUUUGAACUGUUCUACCCAUUCUCAACACAGAUGGAAAGAGUUGUUACCCUACAAAAUAUCAGGCAAUUGAAUUUUCCUGAGAGAUUUAGCAGGGAACUCGGAGAGGAGUGCCAGUUUGUCAAAUGGCUUUUAAUGCCCAAACCAGAAGAAAGGCCUGAAGUUACAGAAAUACUUGAAAGUCCACUGAUGAAAAAUUUUGAGCAAACCAUGCACAACCAACUCAAAAGAAACCGAUCUCGCACUAUAUCUACAUCAAGUAGCUGAAUUAUCUUGCAUGCGUUACACACGUUUGACAGAACUGUAAGAUUGACAGUAUGCACAUUGAACUUGGCACAUUAUAACCUCUGGUUAAAGUAAAAAUAUUUGAAUCAUGUUUUCAUUUUGAAUAUUGGCAUUGCUGUCAUCACCAUGACCAAAAAAUGGAAAAAAAAGCUGUGAUAAAAAUGCACAAUUUAGUUACGUGCAACCUCAUUGUAAUUACAUGUUGGAGAUUAUUCAUUUUCAUUAUUCACAAAUUUAUUUUCACUAAAAUAUCUUAAGUAAGGAACAAAUACAUUGUUGCAGUAUUAUAAAUGUUUUAUUUGAAAUAAAUGCGUAUGUACAACA